This is a messenger RNA of Salpingoeca rosetta, 2104 nucleotides long. RefSeq lists its product as uncharacterized. The record is from RefSeq and is a predicted model, not a curated record. Bases 351 to 1529 code for a protein of 392 amino acids. The transcript is spliced from 10 exons. Lineage: Eukaryota; Choanoflagellata; Craspedida; Salpingoecidae.
CGAACAACAAGCGCGUUGUUGUUUGGGCGCAAACACAGCAGCAAACCACACACUUCGCUACAACCAAACAACAACCACGACAGCCAACCAACCCGUCUCGCAUUCUUCCUCUUCCUUCUUUGCCCGCUUCUUCUUGUGACAUCUUCCAACCAACCAACCAACCAACCAACCCUCCUUGCCCACCGCCGUCGCUGCUGCUGUUGUUGUUGCUGUGCAGCCACCAACCAGCCCCGACACGACACCUAUCGCUCCCCCUCGCUCGUUCGCACGACACAUACACCGCUGACCCUAGCAGGCUUCAUCGACUCAGACCACCUUGUUUUCGUUCCUCCACCCUCCCCAACUACGCCAUGGCUUUUCUGCAACACGACAUGACGCCGGUUGAACCGAACGUGGCGUACCAGCCUUCGCAAGGCCAGCCCAUUCGCGAUCACAAGCUCAAGGCACACACCGUCCUCGACGCCAAUGGCGGAUGCAUGAUGCUCGACUCCCCAACAAAGCUCGCCACCAAGUCCGAGGCACCUCCGCCCCAGCCACGUCGCAAGAAGGUGGCCAGUCCAGACCCAGGCUAUGCCAACGUCGGCUCUCACGAAUUUUACACAGGAAAGCAUUCCAGCAAGUACUCGCGCGAACCCACGGGCGGUAUCAAGGCUAUGUUCGACAACCCAAACCGCAUGCAAGAGCAGGCCCGCCGGCAGCGCGAGUUUGAGCGGCAGUACACAAAGGCGAACGCACAGGCCAUCAAGCAGCGGCGCCAGAAGAUGGAGGAGGAGAAGAAGUAUGAGCUCAGCCGCUCCACCUCCCACCUCACCACAGACCCCUGGGAGCGCGAUCGCCCGCGUGUGCAGCCCAAUGCACGCAUUCCGCGCCGCAACCCCGUGACCAAAGGCGAGGUGCACAACCGCUCCAGCGACGACUCGUACGCCGCCAGGGUGUUUGGCAAAGUUGGCGCCGGCGCGCCCAGGCGAGAUGCCAACGGCAACCUGAUCACCAAGCGCAGCAACACCGUCGCCACAUACAGAGACUUUAACAGGGGUGACACAGACUCCUACCUUGGAAAGAGCUUCGGCAAGCGAGAGGCGACCAACCCGCGCCUGAAGGCGUCCGUGUCUGGUAUGAGCAUGCACAACGAGGCUAAGUCCGAGACGUACAACGACAAGGUGUUUGGCAAGGUUGGCGUUGCUGGCCGCCCGCGCCAGACCAACAGCGGCAACAUCGUCGCCAGGCACAAGCGCAUGCUCGAGACGGAGCGCCACCACUUGGACGUGCCUGGUGAUGCGUACAACGACAAGGUGUUCAAACAGAAGCCCGACGUGAAGGUUGUCAACGGCGAGGUGAAGGCCUCGCGCCACACCAUCCAGAACCAACUCGCAAAGUCAAACACUGCCGGUCGCAUCGAGCUCUUUGACCACGUUGAGCAGACGAAGCAGAAGGCGAAGCUGAACAAGCCGCCCAAGAUGUCGCGCGAUGAGGAGUUCAAAGGCCGCAUGCUCCAGCACGCCCCCCUCUCAACCUCCAUCCACAAGUGAAUUGAAGCUGGCACGACUUCCCUUUCGCCCAAACACACCCUGAAGGCUGUCUUCUGCUCUCCCCGUCCCUCACCUUCCCGCCAACACCAUCUGCUUCCUUCCAAACUAUCUCGCCCUUGCGUGUUGUGUCUUGACUGUUGCCCACAGUGUGCGCAUGUUCGCCACAGACACGUGUGUCCAUGUAUGUACGUUCCCCUGUCGCAAUGCGAAUGGCGGCUCGCACCCUAUUUUGUUUUUGUUUUUGUUUGGUUCCUUGAAUCUCCACUGCCGUUGUUUGUCCGACCAGCAAGUGGUGUAGCUGAAUGCGUUUGUUUGUUUGUUUGUUUGUUUGUUUGCUUGUUUGCUUGCUUGUUUGUUUGUUUGUUUGUUUGUGCGCGCGCGUUGCUACUGGUGCUGCUGUUCUCGCAUUCGCAUUUGAGUUGCGACUGAGUUCUCAUUGUCGUUCGUGUUGCUGGACCACCACCUCCACCACCUCCGCCCUUUUCUCGUGCGCAACUUCGUGUGCGUGCUUGUGCAUGUGUCUGUGCCCUUGUUUGCGUCGUCGUCGUGUUGUUGAUUCAACCCCCCCCCCCCCC